GCAGCGCGUCCUGCCCGGGAUCUGGCUCAAUGGAAGUUUGCGGGUGCCCGUGAUUUCCAACCGUGGGGGUCUGGGGGGGCCUUUUAUCCCCCUCCCCAAAGGGGAUUUGCAGCAGGGCUGGAGCCGUGGAGGGAGCAGGAGCUGGGGGGGGCGGUGUCAGAGAAGACCAUCCCAAAGCUCAGAGGAGCCCUGGAAGGUUGGAUGCUCAUCACGGCGCCAAAGGACGAGCCGGCGGGGAAGGAGCCUGGCUCAGGCUGGAAUUUGGGGCCAAAAAACAGGAGUGCAUCUUGCCAGUCCCUCGCCCGCCUGCGGCCAAGCAUCUCCCAAAGAGCCUCAGCACGGCCGGAACAGUGUGUGUGUCCCCCCCCCGCCUCCCCCCUGGCUUUUUCCUGUGCCUCCACACAGAAAACCCGACCAGCAACGCUGAGCGGCUGCGGCCGCCGCGGGAAAAACAUCCCGGGGACCCCCGGUAGCGUCGGGGGGCACGGGGGGGGACACACGCACACACACACGCACAGGGCCGCAUCCCCCCAGCGACCCACAGCAUCGCUCGCCCCGAGGAAAAAGAGUCGCUCAGCGGCGUGGCGGGGGGGCUGAAGGAUUUUGGGUGGAAGGAGACGGAAAAUAAUCCCCCCCCCACCCCCUGGGGAAGAGGGGGGUGUCCCAGCUGCCAUCCAUCCCCCCCACAAAACAAGGGUUUCCAGCCCCAAAACAGCCUCCGGAUGGAAGAAGGGGGAGAGAUGGUGGUGCCUGGUUCCCCGGGGAGAGAGGAGACGGGCGGCCCUGGGCGCAUCCUCCCAGGAGACGGGACACGGAGGGAGGACGGAGGACGCGGCGCAGAGCGGGGGUGUCCCGAGGGAGCCGAAACGGGGGUAAAAUCCAAAGGGAAUUUGGAAAACCACGGGGGAGUUUGGGAGAGCAAGCGGGGGCUGGAGGGAUGCCCGGGGGUGGAGCAGACGGACAAAAUCCCCCGUGGCCAAGGGGAUGGGCAGCUCUCGGCAGAAGAAAGCCUCUACCAAUGUUCCCACUGCAAAAAAUGCUUCCAGGACAGGUCGGAGCUCAUUUGCCACCAGCGGUUGCACAGAGGAAUCAAAACUUUUCAGUGCCGGGAGUGCGGGGAGGAGUUUGGGCAGAGCUCGGCCCUGAGCUGCCACCGGAAAAGCCACAUGGUGGAAAAACCCUACCAGUGCUCGACGUGCGAGAAGUGCUUCAAGGACCGGUCCACGCUCAUCAGGCACGAGAGGGUGCACACGGGGGAGAAGCCCUACAAGUGCCACGAGUGCGGGAAGAGGUUCACCCGCAGCUCGGACAUCAUCGUCCACCAGCGGACGCACACGGGGGAGAAACCCUUCGAGUGCCCCGAGUGCGGGAAGAGCUUCAGCCAACGCUCCAACCUCUUCACCCACCAGCUCGUACACACCGGGGAGAAGCCCUUCGCCUGCCACGAGUGCGGGAAAACCUUCGCCCGGAGAUCCGAGCUCACCAUCCACCAGCGGACCCACACCGAGGAGAAGCCCUACCAGUGCUCCCAGUGCGAAAAAUCCUUCCGGGGGAGGUACGGCCUCUUCAGGCACGAGCGGCUGCACACCGGGGAGAAACCCUACGAGUGCGGCGAGUGCGGGAAGAGCUUCGGGCAGAGCGGGGACCUCGUCACCCACCAGCGCUUCCACACGGGCGAGAAGCCCUACCGGUGCCCCCAGUGCGGGAAGUUCUUCUGCAAUAAAUCCAGCCUGGUUAAACACCAGAAGUGGCAUUCGGGCGAGAAGCCCUACAAGUGUCACGAGUGCGGGAAGAGCUUCGGGCAGAGCUCGGACCUCAUCGCCCACCAGCGGACCCACACCGGGGAGAAGCCCUACCCCUGCGCCGAGUGCGGGAAAAGGUUCACCAGGAAAUCCAGCCUCAUCGUCCAUCAGCGGGGACACAGAGGACGGAGAACUGGAGAACGCUCAAAACGUGGGACGAGCUUGGAGGAAGACUCUGGCGCCGAGACUCCUGGGAGCAUGAGCAUGGGAGAGGGCUCGUCCCCGUGCCCCGAGUGUGCAAAGCCCCUCGAGGAGGCAUCAAGCCUCCUUGACCAGCAGAGGUGACACAGAAAAGAAAAAACCUUCCGGGGGCCUGGAAGAGGAGAAACAGCUUGGCCUGGAUUGGCUUGGCUUGG
Molecule: messenger RNA, 2158 nt
Organism: Tyto alba (common barn owl)
Lineage: Eukaryota; Metazoa; Chordata; Aves; Strigiformes; Tytonidae
Product: zinc finger protein 239
Exons: 4
Coding region: 723-2087 (454 amino acids)
Biological process (GO): regulation of transcription by RNA polymerase II
Molecular function (GO): RNA polymerase II cis-regulatory region sequence-specific DNA binding; DNA-binding transcription factor activity, RNA polymerase II-specific
Source: RefSeq, a predicted model, not a curated record